Molecule: messenger RNA, 957 nt
Organism: Hemicordylus capensis (graceful crag lizard)
Lineage: Eukaryota; Metazoa; Chordata; Lepidosauria; Squamata; Cordylidae
Product: olfactory receptor 6M1-like
Exons: 1
Coding region: 13-957 (314 amino acids)
Biological process (GO): G protein-coupled receptor signaling pathway
Cellular component (GO): membrane
Molecular function (GO): olfactory receptor activity; G protein-coupled receptor activity
Source: RefSeq, a predicted model, not a curated record
GUGUACCAGAAUAUGGAGAAAAGUAAUAACACUGUUGUGACUGAAUUCAUCCUUCUGGGAUUCCAGAGCAUUCACUCUGUUGAGAUUCUGAUCUUCAUCACCUUCGUCUUUGUUUAUGCACUGACUCUUGCAGGGAACAUCACAAUCAUUAUACUAGUACUGACCAGCCGCCAGCUGCAAUUGCCCAUGUAUUUUUUCUUAAGUAAUCUCUCAUUCCUGGAGCUCAUGAUCACCUCCACUGUCAUGCCUAAGAUGUUAGUAAACUUGAUCACAGGGAAGAAGACAAUCUCAUUUGUGGGCUGCCUUACCCAGUCAUUCUUCUAUUUCCUCAUGGGCUCAACUGAGUUCUUCAUCCUGGCGGUCAUGUCCUUUGACCGCUAUCUUGCAGUAUGCUACACACUACGCUAUGCAUCCAUAAUGAACAACAAGGCCUGUUUCCAGCUUCUCAUGGGAACAUGGGUUGGUGGUUUCUUGAUCAUUCUUGUUCCCAGCAUUGUGACAGCUGGCUUACCAUUCUGUGGACCAAACCUUGUCAAUCACUUUUUCUGUGACAGUGCCCCCUUGCUCAAACUUGUCUGUGCUGACACAUCACUGGCUGAGCAAGUUGACUUUGGGACAUCUUGUAUACUACUCCUGGGCUCACUUCUUAUAACAGUUGUGUCCUACAUCUACAUUAUUUGUGCUGUCCUGCAAUUACCAACAGCACAAGGUCGGCAGAAGGCAUUUUCAACCUGCGUAUCUCACAUCACAGUGGUCACACUGUAUUAUGGAAGCUCCAUUUUCAUUUAUGUCCGUCCCAGCAAAGGGAAUGUUCUAGAUUUCAACAAAAUGGGAACUGUAUUGAACACAAUGGUGACUCCUAUGCUAAACCCUUUUAUAUAUAGUCUUAGGAAUGAAAAAGUGAAGAAUUCCCUGAGGAGUGUUCUCAAGAAAAGCAUAGGCAUUUUAAAGAAAUGA